Messenger RNA from Labrus bergylta (ballan wrasse), 3762 nucleotides. It is a transcript of the gene plcd3a, whose product is annotated as phospholipase C, delta 3a. Gene Ontology annotation, biological process: phosphatidylinositol-mediated signaling; lipid metabolic process; release of sequestered calcium ion into cytosol. The record is from RefSeq and is a predicted model, not a curated record. Lineage: Eukaryota; Metazoa; Chordata; Actinopteri; Labriformes; Labridae. Gene Ontology annotation, molecular function: calcium ion binding; phosphatidylinositol-4,5-bisphosphate phospholipase C activity.
AUGUUCGGAAGCGGGAAGUCACCGGCCACCAAUCCCAAAGAGCAGAGGAGGAAAGUGGCCGAGAAGACGGUGGAUCCCAGCAGGAGGCUCGAGAUGCAGGACAAUGAGGACAUCCGGUUGAUGAUGCAAGGUUCCAACAUGGUAAAGGUUCGCUCCUCAAGGUGGCAGAAGAGCAGAAACCUGCGGCUGUUGGAGGACGGCCUCACUGUGUGGUGUGAAUCUACAAAGAGCUCCCGCAAAGCCAAAGCCCAGCAGACUUUCGCAGUGACAGAAGUGGAAUGUGUGCGUGAAGGCUGCCAGUCCGAGGCACUGAGGCGUCUCUCAGGGUCGGUGCCGGAGAACCAGUGCUUCACAGUGAUCUUUAGAGGCGCCAGGAAGAGCCUGGACCUGCUGUGCCCCUGUGAGGAGGAAGCUCAGCGCUGGGUGCGAGGGCUCCGCACUUUAAAGGAGCAUGUGGCCAACAUGAGUCAAAACGAAAAACUGGACCAUUGGAUCCGAGGCUACCUGAAACGAGCAGACCAGAACCAGGACGGCAAGAUGAGCUACGACGAGGUCAAGCGCCUGCUCCAAAUGAUUAACAUUGACCUGAGCGAGCAGUACGCCUACUGUUUAUUCAAGAGGUGUGACCGAUCAGGUGAUGGUCGUCUGGAUCAUAUAGAGAUUGAAGAGUUCUGCAGAGAGCUGCUGCGGCGGCCAGAGCUCGACUCCGUGUUCAGACACUAUUCAAGCAAUGGCUGUGUUCUCGCCACUGCUGAGCUGCGAGACUUCCUGGGAGACCAAGGAGAAGACGCCUCACUGAAUCAUGCUCAGAGCCUCAUCCUCACCUAUGAGCUCAAUGACUGGGCUCAGAAGCACCAGUUAAUGACCCAGAAUGGCUUCACUAUGUACAUGCUGUCCCGGGAGAAUGAUGUGGUUAACCCUGACCAUGCCAGAGUCUACCAGGACAUGAGCCGCCCUUUGGCGCAUUACUUCAUCUCCUCGUCCCACAACACUUACCUCACCAAGGACCAAGUUACUAGUGCCAGCAGCACUGAGCCAUACAUCAGGGCUCUGAAUCAGGGCUGUCGUUGUGUAGAGCUGGACUGCUGGGAUGGAGAUAAAGGCGAACCUGUCAUCUACCAUGGCCACACUCUCACCUCCAAAGUGCCUUUCAAGGAGGUUAUUGAAACUAUCAACCAGUAUGCCUUUAAGGCGUCCCCAUACCCUCUAAUCCUGUCCUUGGAGAACCACUGUUCUGUGGAGCAGCAGGCCGUCAUGGCCAAACACCUCCGCACCAUCCUUGGUAGAAAACUGCUCACCAAGCCCCUCAGUGACCAGCCUCAAAAGGAUCUGCCUUCUCCUGAGGAGCUUAAGGGGCGUAUUCUGGUGAAAGGGAAGAAGCAUACUCCUCACCUAGGCCAGCUGGGUAAGAAUGGGAGCUGUGCCAGCUUCUCCUCGAGCUCUGAGGACGAACUAGCAGGCAGCAGUAAGAGCACGCCCAAGAAGGAUCCUGCAAAGGUCUGUGCUAAACUGAGCCCCGAGCUGUCAGAUCUGGUGGUGUACUGCCGGAGCGUUCCCUUUUGUGGACUUGAAAACAUAACUGAAAAACCUCCAAAUGAAAUGUCCUCCUUCUCUGAGAAUGAUGCCCUGAAGCUGAUCAAAGACUCGGGAAAGCUUUUUGUGCGACACAACAGCAGGCAGCUGAGCCGGAUCUACCCCUCCGGCCAGCGCCUGCAAUCAUCCAACUAUGAUCCUCAGGAAAUGUGGAAUGGUGGCUGCCAGAUGGUGGCUCUGAACUUCCAGACCCCUGGGGAGCAGAUGGACCUGAACCAGGGACGUUUCCUGCCCAACGGUCGUUGUGGAUACAUUCUUAAACCCGGCUUUCUGUGCAGCCCAACGUCAAACUUUAACCCGGAGAUUACAGGAGGAGGCCCAGGUCACAUCCCCACCCAGCUGACCAUACGAAUAAUAUCCGCACAGCAGCUGCCAAAAAUCAACACAGAGAAGGCGAGCUCCAUUGUUGACCCACAAGUGUGGGUGGAAAUUCAUGGUGUGGACAUUGAUAAUGCAAGGAACAAAACCCAGCGCAUUGACAACAACGGUUUUAACCCAAGAUGGGACUGCACCCUGAGCUUUCAGCUGCAGGUCCCUGAACUGGCCUUGGUUCGGUUUGUAGUGGAGGAUCACGAUCACACUGCCAAAAAUGACUUUGUGGGGCAGUUCACUGUGCCUCUCACAAGCCUACGAACAGGUUAUCGACAUGUUCAUUUAUUGAAGGCAGACGGUUCCAGUCUGUCCCCUGCCACACUCUUCAUCCAUGUCAAAGUGAGCCGCAAAGGAGCCCCCAUUAAAAGUGUGUCUGAACGGAUGGCCAUGGCCAAAGGCAAGGCAUGACCAGCAUCUGAACAUGAAGGAAAGCUGCAUUGUCACAGACAGAGUUUUGGAAAAUGGAGCUCUAAGUGUUGUAGGGGAGAGAAAGCAGCUGCUGCUGCUGCUGCUGCCAGACCUUGAGUGGUACAAUUUACACUGAUCCACUUCCCAAAGCAGACAGAAAGAUGUCAUUUAUCAGAGAAGAAGAAGCGCACAGCCUCUUAGCAAAUGAAAUGCCUCAGGCCCAGUAAUGAAUCCAGAAUACACUGUUGGAGUGUCUGGUCCUGUCAGUACUGAGUGCUCUGAAGACAGGGGACUGAGGAUAGUGGUUUAUAAGAACACUUUUUAUGGAAAUGUGUUACAAAAUUCAAUGAAUGCUAUUUACACUUGAGUAUAAAUGAAUAGAUUAACUCUUAAUCGGUCAGAAAAAGAGAUGUUUAAUGUCAUCUUUUUUGUUUUGAAAAGUAUUGUAGUAUUUUUACACUCAAUUGUUAGCUUUAACAUAUAAGAUUUAUGAUAUAUAUGUGAAAUGUUUUUUACAAGAAGCUGCACUUACUUAAUAGACAGUCAAAAGUGCUAAUAGUAGAAAUUGAAGCAUGACUGCCUGUAAUUAAAAAAAGAUUUAUAUCAUGCUAGAAAUUAUUAUUUCAGCACUAACUUUGGUGUCGUAAAGAUGUCAUGUUCAAUGAUUAUCACAGGAAGUUGUGUCCUUCAACAAAAUGAAGGUGGUUAGUAUUACUUGAUUCUCCUGACUCCUCAUGAUGAUGAUUUUUUUUGGGGCUUUUUAUGCCUUUAAUGGAGAGAUAGGACAGUGGAUAGAGUCGGAAAUCAUGGAGAGAGAGUGGGGAACGACAUGCGGGAUAGAGGCCACAGAUGGGAUGUGAACCCGGGCCGCCCGCUUGAGACGACAGUAAUAUACAGUAUUGCCAGAAUAAACUUGAAAUAUAAACAGUGUUAACUUUGAUAAACGUUUACUAAUGAUAAAUUGUUCAAUCAUGUCACACAUUAGAAAAUGUGUUCAGUAAAAUUGUGUUUGACAUUUUAGAUGUUUGCUUGUAGCCUCUUUUUGUUGACAACCUGAUACAACUAUUUUGUUGCCAAUUUCUAAACCUUUAAUUCUGACAGAGAAAAUAGUGGUUUAACACUUAGUGCACUAAUGCUGCUACCUAUCCAUGUAGAAUUUAAUAUCCAUAUAUCACUCGUAUAAGGAGGUUCCCUGACUUUAAAUUGAUGCAUUAAUGAAAGGAGAUGCACAUGAAUUACUGUAAUUACAGUUUUAAUAUACUAUCAGAAUAGGUUUCAGUAGCAUGUUACAUGUGUUGAGUCUUAAAGGUUAACAGAAAUGUUGUGUGAUUGGUGGUCAGUAUUUUAUGUACAAGAGAAAACACUGUUUUCAUAAAAGCAUUAACAACA